AUGGGCGAGCAAGAGAAGGCCAGGACGUCCGGCGAGAUACAGCCUGGUCCGGCCAUGGCCAUGGAGAUGGAGGAUAGAAAGGACGACAGCCAGACGUUGCCUACCGUCAAUCCAGCGGCGGCAAAGAGUGAACCGCCAAAGCCAUCGCUCCAUCCGGCUUUCUAUGUGAUUGCUUGGAUCACUCUUAGUUCGAGUGUUAUCCUCUUUAACAAGGACCUGCUUGAUAAGAAGCAGAACAAGUUCCCUGUCAUUCUGACAACAUGGCAUCUGGCGUUUGCGGCCUUCAUGACCCAGGUCCUAGCACGCACCACCAACCUCCUCGAUGGACGCAAGAAGGUCAAGAUGACCGGCCGCGUCUACCUUCGCGCCAUCGUCCCAAUCGGAUUCUUCUUCAGUCUGAGCUUGAUCUGUGGAAACAAGACAUACCUCUACCUCAGCGUUGCUUUCAUCCAAAUGCUCAAGGCCACUACCCCCGUUGCAGUUCUCCUCGUCACCUGGGCGCUCAGCAUCUCCCCGCCUAACAUGAAAGUACUCAUGAACGUCUCCUUCAUAGUUAUCGGUGUUGUGAUUGCUUCGUUCGGUGAGAUUCACUUCGUCAUGGUCGGCUUCAUCUUCCAGAUCGCCGGUAUCGUGUUCGAAGCUACUCGUCUCGUCAUGGUGCAGCAGCUGCUCAGUGCUGCCGAGUACAAGAUGGACCCCUUGGUCUCGCUGUACUACUUUGCCCCUGUCUGUGCUGUCAUGAACGGCAUUGUGGCCCUGUUCAUGGAGGUGCCCGACUUGACAAUGGACCACAUCUACAAGGCUGGUGUGAUCACCCUCUUGGCCAACGCCAUGGUUGCGUUCCUCCUGAACGUCUCUGUUGUUUUCCUGAUUGGCAAAACCUCCUCUCUCGUCUUGACCCUCUGCGGUGUCCUCAAGGAUAUUCUCCUUGUCACUAUCUCUGCUUUCUGGUGGAACACUCCCGUCACUCCCCUCCAGCUCUUCGGCUACACCAUCGCGCUAGGUGGACUGAUCUACUACAAGCUUGGUGUCGAAAAGAUGAAAGAGUAUACCAACCAAGGCUUACGCCAAUGGGCGGAGUACUCCGCCACACACCCGGCCAGGAGCCGCCUCAUCCUUAUCGGAAUGGGCGUGGUCGUCAUCGUCAUUCUCAUGUUCCAUUUUGGAGGCACCGUUGACCCGAAACUGGUCAAAGGCAUGCUUCCGGGCAAGGUACAGGGCCAGUAA
This is a messenger RNA of Microsporum canis CBS 113480, 1227 nucleotides long. RefSeq names its product DUF250 domain membrane protein. Gene Ontology annotation, molecular function: antiporter activity. The record is from RefSeq and is a predicted model, not a curated record. The coding region runs from base 1 to 1227 and encodes 408 amino acids. The transcript is spliced from 5 exons. Gene Ontology annotation, cellular component: endosome; Golgi apparatus; trans-Golgi network. NCBI's taxonomy places the organism in Eukaryota, Fungi, Ascomycota, Eurotiomycetes, Onygenales, Arthrodermataceae.